CAAGGAACAAGGACCAACCCCAGUGGAAAGAAAGAAAAAAGGAAAAAGGAAAAGUGAAACUACAGUGGAGAGUUUAGAACUGGAACAGGGCCUGCCGAACCCAUCCCUGCGGAGUCCCGAGGAAUCCACUGAGUCUGCAGACAGCCAGAAACGACGUUCGGGACGACAAGUGAAGCGCAGAAAAUACAAUGAGGACUUGGACUUCAAAGUGGUGGAUGAUGAUGGGGAAACUAUUGCUGUUCUUGGAGCUGGCCGAACAUCUGCGCUCUCAGCCUCUACACUAGCAUGGCAAGCAGAGGAGCCUCCAGAAGAUGAUGCAAACAUCAUUGAGAAGAUCCUGGCAUCUAAGACCGUCCAGGAGGUUCACCCAGGAGAACCUCCAUUCGACCUAGAGCUAUUCUACGUUAAGUAUAGAAAUUUUUCCUACUUACAUUGUAAAUGGGCCACAAUGGAAGAGCUGGAAAAGGACCCUCGCAUCGCACAGAAGAUCAAGCGAUUCAGGAAUAAACAAGCUCAGAUGAAGCACAUUUUUACAGAGCCUGAUGAAGACUUGUUCAAUCCAGACUAUGUAGAAGUUGAUCGUAUCCUGGAGGUGGCUCACACCAAGGAUGCAGAAACAGGGGAGGAGGUGACACAUUACCUGGUGAAGUGGUGCUCCCUGCCAUAUGAAGAAAGCACAUGGGAGCUAGAGGAAGAUGUGGAUCCUGCAAAAGUUAAAGAAUUUGAGUCUCUUCAAGUUCUCCCUGAAAUUAAGCAUGUGGAGCGGCCUGCUUCUGACUCCUGGCAGAAACUCGAGAAGUCUCGCGAGUAUAAGAACAGUAACCAGCUCCGGGAGUACCAGCUAGAGGGAAUGAAUUGGCUUCUUUUUAAUUGGUAUAACAGAAAAAAUUGUAUUUUGGCUGAUGAGAUGGGCCUAGGGAAAACUAUCCAGUCCAUCACAUUCCUUUCAGAAAUAUUCCUCAGGGGAAUCCAUGGCCCUUUCCUCAUCAUCGCCCCUCUCUCCACUAUCACUAACUGGGAGCGGGAAUUCCGGACAUGGACAGAGAUGAAUGCCAUUGUGUACCACGGCAGCCAGAUCAGCAGGCAGAUGAUCCAGCAGUAUGAAAUGGUGUACAGAGAUGCACAGGGAAACCCCCUUUCAGGAAUCUUCAAAUUCCAUGUUGUCAUCACAACAUUUGAGAUGAUCCUGGCAGAUUGCCCAGAGCUGAAGAAGAUUCACUGGAGCUGUGUGAUAAUCGAUGAGGCUCACCGACUGAAGAACAGGAACUGCAAACUUCUGGAGGGGCUAAAGCUCAUGGCCCUGGAACAUAAAGUGCUGCUCACUGGAACACCCUUGCAGAACUCUGUGGAAGAGCUUUUCAGUUUGCUGAAUUUUCUGGAGCCAUCACAGUUUCCUUCAGAGACUGCUUUCUUGGAGGAGUUUGGAGAUCUGAAAACAGAGGAACAGGUAAAGAAACUGCAGUCUAUCCUAAAACCAAUGAUGCUUCGGCGACUGAAAGAUGAUGUGGAAAAGAACCUUGCUCCCAAACAAGAGACCAUCAUUGAAGUAGAACUGACCAAUAUUCAGAAAAAGUACUACCGUGCCAUCCUAGAGAAAAACUUUUCCUUCCUAACGAAGGGGGCAAAUCAGCAUAACAUGCCCAAUCUCAUCAACACCAUGAUGGAGCUAAGAAAAUGCUGUAACCAUCCCUACCUGAUCAAUGGGGCAGAGGAAAAAAUUCUGGAAGAUUUCCGAAAAACCCACAGCCCUGAUGCCUCUGAGUUUCAGCUGCAGGCCAUGAUCCAGGCAGCAGGGAAGCUGGUGCUGAUUGAUAAACUGCUCCCUAAGCUGAUUGCAGGUGGCCACAAAGUGCUCAUCUUCUCCCAGAUGGUGCGUUGCCUCGACAUCCUGGAAGACUAUCUCAUCCAGAGGAGAUACACCUAUGAGCGAAUUGAUGGGCGAGUACGGGGAAACCUGCGCCAGGCAGCCAUCGACCGGUUCUGUAAGCCAGACUCAGACCGCUUUGUCUUUCUUCUGUGCACCAGAGCAGGAGGCCUGGGGAUCAAUCUCACAGCUGCUGAUACCUGCAUCAUAUUUGAUUCUGACUGGAACCCACAAAAUGACUUGCAGGCUCAGGCUCGAUGUCACCGCAUAGGCCAAAGCAAAGCUGUGAAGGUAUAUCGCCUCAUCACUCGAAACUCCUAUGAAAGAGAAAUGUUUGACAAGGCCAGCCUGAAGCUGGGCUUAGACAAGGCUGUUCUUCAGGACAUCAACCGAAAGGGCAGCACCAAUGGAGUACAGCAGCUCUCAAAAAUGGAGGUUGAGGACUUGCUCCGGAAAGGUGCUUAUGGAGCCUUAAUGGAUGAGGAGGAUGAAGGCUCCAAGUUCUGUGAAGAAGACAUAGAUCAGAUCCUGCAGAGGAGAACCCACACCAUCACCAUCCAGUCAGAGGGGAAAGGGUCCACUUUUGCCAAGGCUAGCUUUGUGGCUUCAGGAAACAGAACAGAUAUUUCCUUAGAUGAUCCUAACUUCUGGCAGAAAUGGGCUAAAAUAGCUGAAUUAGACACUGAAGCAAAGAAUGAAAAGGAAAGCUUAGUGAUUGACCGACCUCGCGUGAGAAAGCAGACCAAACACUACAAUUCCUUUGAGGAAGAUGAACUCAUGGAGUUUUCAGAGUUAGAUAGUGACUCAGACGAAAGGCCCACAAGAUCCAGGCGCCUCAAUGACAAAGCUAGGCGCUACCUCCGAGCUGAAUGUUUCCGGGUAGAAAAGAACCUGCUCAUCUUUGGCUGGGGCCGGUGGAAGGACAUCCUGACUCAUGGGCGAUUCAAGUGGCACCUGAACGAAAAGGACAUGGAGAUGAUUUGCCGGGCCCUGCUGGUGUACUGUGUCAAGCAUUAUAAGGGAGACGAGAAAAUCAAGAGUUUCAUUUGGGAACUGAUCACACCUUCCAAAGAUGGGCAGUCCCAGACCCUCCAGAACCACUCAGGGUUGUCAGCCCCAGUCCCCAGAGGGAGAAAAGGGAAGAAGACAAAGAACCAGCUACUGCUCCCAGAACUAAAGAAUGCAGACUGGCUAGCCACCUGCAACCCUGAGGUGGUCUUGCAUGAUGAUGGCUAUAAAAAACACCUCAAACAGCACUGUAACAAGGUCCUUUUGCGAGUCCGGAUGUUAUACUAUCUAAAAGCUGAAAUAUUGGGAGAAGCAGCUGAUAAAGCAUUUGAGGGAACUCCAGCCAGGGAGCUAGACGUGCCUCUGCCAGACAUUGACUACAUGGAGAUCCCAGUGGAUUGGUGGGAUGCUGAGGCUGAUAAGUCCCUUCUCAUCGGUGUGUUCAAGCAUGGUUAUGAGAGGUACAAUGCCAUGAGAGCAGACCCAGCACUUUGCUUCCUGGACAAAGUUGGGAUGCCAGAUGAAAAGUCCCUUUCUGCAGAACAGGGUGUUACAGAUGGGACCUCAGACAUUCCUGAACGAGGCAGCAUGGAUAAAGAAGACAGUGCUGAGGACAGAUUGGAUGGCCUCCAGAAACAAACGGAGAGUGCCAGUGAUGGAAGUGAUGGCAUUUUUGGUGAAAAGAAAGAUGACAGCCGGGCAGCCCAGGAUGGCUCCGACCCAGACAAAUCGCUCUGGCCAGUUUCAUCUGCUCUCACAGCUCGUCUCCGGCGUCUGGUCACAAUUUACCAGCGCUGCAACCGCAAGGAGCUCUGUCGACCUGAAAUCUUGGGACCAGGUAACCAAGGAUACUGGGUUCAGGAGGAGUUGUUCAGGAGAACCUCAGAAAUGGAUCUCAUCAACAAGGAAGCCCAGAAGAGGUGGACUAGGAGAGAGCAAGCAGACUUCUAUAGAACAGUGUCUUCCUUUGGCGUUGUUUAUGAUCAAGAAAAGAAAACCUUCGAUUGGACACAGUUCCGCAUCAUUUCCCGUUUAGACAAGAAGUCAGAUGAGAACCUGGAACACUAUUUCCAUAGUUUUGUGGCCAUGUGCCGGAAUGUCUGUCGUCUGCCUGCAUGGAAAGAUGGUGGUUCCCCCGAUACCACUGUCUAUGUUGAACCCAUCACUGAAGAGAGGGCUGCAAGAACUCUAUACCGCAUUGAACUAUUACGGAAAGUUCGCGAGCAGGUGCUCAGGUGUCCUCAGCUGCAUGAGCGCCUCCAGCUCUGUAGGCCCAGCCUCUACCUCCCAGUCUGGUGGGAAUGUGGGAAGCAUGAUCGAGACCUGCUCAUCGGCACUGCCAAACAUGGACUCAACCGCACUGACUAUUACAUCAUGAAUGACCCUCAGCUGUCCUUUCUGGAUGCCUAUAGAAACUAUGCCCAGCAUAAAAGAACUGACACUCAGGCAACAGGAAGUCUCUGUUGCCUUUACCAGACCAACUCCAAACUAUAUGAAUCUCUUACCUAUACUCAAAUGAGUAAGACUUCAGAGUCCCUUGGAAGUGAACCUGAGAAUCUGGUGAAAAUAGAAAGCAGAGAUGAUUAUCGAGGUCUGCCUGGGGGCAGCUUAACUGAUGUGACUUGUGAAAACUUUAUUUCUAAAGUUCAGGAUGUCAUUUCCAUCAACCAUGAUGAAAGUCUGCUGCCUGGGUCCUUGGAAAACAUAUUGUAUGGUAAGAAGGGGCUGAGCCGAGAGCCAAAUACCAACACAGAAUCCAGGAAAGAUGCCAUUGCCAUCUCAAUCAGCAAAGAUGGGAGCUGCCAGCCUGGUGAUCAUGAGGCAGAAAUAGCUUCAAGCCCCUCACUGAUGGGUAGCUUAGAAGCAGGAGUAGCUCAAUUGAACAUUAAAAAUGGCAAACAUUCGUUGAUAUCUCUUUCAAAGGAAGGAGAGCCCUGCUGCAGUGAGACAGAACAGAGACCUGAAAGCCUGGAGCUGCUAGAAGCCAAAUGCUUAACUUCCUCUACCUUUGAUGCAGGAAAUGAAACUGGGUUUGUAGAUCUGUGCAGUCUUAGUGUCUGUGACUCCAAAAGAAACCUCUCAUCAGACCAGCAAUUAAUUGAUUUAUUAGAAAGCAAAAGUUUAGAAAGUAAAUUGAUAUUGAGUCAGAACCAGAGUGAUGAGGAGGAGGAAGAGGAGGAAAAUGAGGAAGAAACUUUAACCAUGAUAGCAGGCACCAGAAAGAGGCCAGAGGUUUUGCAUUUCACUGAACCCACCACUAACAUCCCAAGAGGAAAGAGCCGAGGCUUCCAUUUGGAUGAAGGCAAGAAAGGAAGCCUAGAGACAGUAAGCCAGACUCCUGGACCACAGAGGGCCUUUCCUCCAGGGUCCUGUCAAUGCCAGUGCAAACACAUGGAGAGGUGGGCACAUGGGAGUGAGGAAUUUGAAGUGGAAAAACCGAAGGCUUAUACCCCAGACUUGUACAGAAGCAAAGCCAAUAAUAUUACAUUGGAAGGGGAGCCCACUGCUGUUCCAUCAGAGUCAUUUAAAAUGAAACUUGUAAAAGAACCUUGGAAAGAAAGUGCAGAAGGGAAAAAAGGUUUCUCCAUAUAUACUUCUGAGGGAAGUGAACCCAAGUCAGAAGACAUGGAUUUUGAGAAUAAAGAUGAUUAUGAUGGAACCUGCCCUAGUCAAGACUAUCUAGGGAAAUACUCUGAAGAAGAGAGCAAGAGCUCAGCUUCAGGUAUUGCAGGAGACCUUGGAGACGACCCUCAGGAAACUCGGGCUCCCACCAUUGCUCAGCUGCUUCAGGAGAAAACCCUCUAUUCCUUCUCUGAGUGGCCAAAGGACCGUGUGAUAAUUAACCGCCUAGAUAAUAUCUGCCACGUGGUGUUAAAGGGGAAGUGGCCCUCAAGCCAGCAAUAUGAGCCCUCGGGCACACUGCCCACCUCCAUCUUAACCAGCAAUGCUGGUUCUCGAAAUAGCCUCUCAGAGCCAGAAGCAGCAGAACACAGCUUCAGCAAUGGGGCAGUGUUGACAACCCAGAUCCAGAAGGAGAGCUUCUUAGCUCCAGUAUUCACUAAAGAUGAACAGAAGCACAGACGUCCCUAUGAGUUUGAGGUGGAGAGGGAUGCCAAGGCUCGGAGCCUAGAACAGUUCUCUGCCACUCAUGGGCACCCUCCCAUCAUCCUCAAUGGCUGGCAUGGGGAGUCAGCUAUAGACCUCUCCUGCUCAUCAGAGGGGUCCCCAGGAGCCACAUCCCCUUUCCCAGUGAGUGCCAACACCCCUAAGAUUGGGGCUAUCAGUUCACUUCAAGGAGCCCUCGGCAUGGACUUGUCUGGGAUUCUACAAGCUGGCUUGAUCCAUCCAGUGACUGGACAGAUUGUCAACGGAAGCCUCAGAAGAGACGAUGCUGCCACAAGGAGGCGAAGAGGGAGACGGAAACAUAUUGAAGGAGGAAUGGACCUCAUCUUUUUGAAGGAGCAAACCCUUCAGGCAGGAAUCUUGGAAGUCCAUGAAGACCCAGGGCAGGUCAAUCUGAGCACUACACAUCCUGAAGGGCUGGGACCUGCUACCUCAACCCCCGAGCCAGCAGCAGCAACCAACAGCCAGGCCGAGAAAGCUGUUCCCAGCAAGAGCCUGCUUGACUGGCUGCGGCAGCAAGCUGACUACUCUUUGGACAUUCCCAGCUUUGGGGCAAGUUUUUCAGACAAACCAAAGCAGAGGAGGCCACGCUGUAAAGAACCUGGAAAAUUAGACGUCAGCUCUCUGAGUGGAGAAGAGAGGGUUCCUGCUGUACCCAAGGAGCCAGGACUAAGGGGAUUUCUCCCAGAAAACAAGUUCAAUCACACCCUGGCAGAGCCUGGUCUUCGGGAUGCAGUCCCCCGCAGGAGGGGGAGGCGGCCUCGGAGUGAACUCCUGAAAGCUCCCACCAUUGUGGCAGACUCUCCCUCUGGAAUGGGGCCCCUGUUCAUGAAUGGGCUGAUUGCAGGCAUGGACCUGGUGGGAUUGCAGAACAUGAGAAAUAUGCCAGGCAUCCCCCUCACGGGGCUGGUAGGUUUCCCGGCUGGCUUCACCACUAUGCCUACAGGUGAAGAAGUCAAGAGCACCCUGAGCAUGCUACCCAUGAUGCUACCAGGCAUGGCCGCCGUGCCCCAGAUGUUUGGUGUUGGGGGACUUCUCAACACACCCAUGGCAACCACCUGCACCUCCACUGUACCAGCAUCUCUCUCAAGCACAACAAAAAGUGGUACAGCAGCCACAGAAAAGACUGUGGAAGACAAGCUGAGUAGCCACGAUGUAAAAACAGACACACUAGCUGAAGACAAGCCUGGUCCUAGUCCAUUUUCCGAUCAGUCUGAACCUGCAAUAACUACUAGCAAUCCUGUGGCUUUUAACCCAUUUCUCAUCCCAGGAGUGUCACCUGGACUCAUCUAUCCAUCCAUGUUUCUUUCCCCUGGCAUGGGCAUGACUGUGCCAGCCAUGCAACAGGCCAGGCACUCAGAAAUAGUCAGUCUGGAGAGCCAGAAGAGGAAGAAGAAGAAAGCAAAGGGGGACAACCCUAACCCCAAUCCAGAGCCUGCUCUUGGAUGUGAGAAGGAGCCAGGCAAUGAUCAGAACUGCAGUGAGUCCAGUACCCCUUUGCCCCCAGAGAGAGAACACAUGGCACGGGGUGGGGAAGGGGGACUCAAAGACUCAAACAGCAACACCAAUUAGAACUUUUUCAUUUAAGAAAUUGUUGUGACUUGUAAGUUUCUUAUCCCAUAAAGGUUUGUUACUUCCCUACUCCACCUUCAUAAGAACCUGUGUUUCCAUAAGUAAUAUGACCUACCUGAUUUCCUGUCUGAGAACUGUGGUAACAGAUGUUAAUAGUUGCAGGGUCUUGCCACUUCAUUAGAUAAGUGUUGUCUGCCUAGUCUAGGAGGCACAGAAUUCUUCUGUUAUCCAGUUGUUCAUUCCAGCAAUCGUAGUUAAUACAGUACUUGGUGACACGCCCUACCCCCUUUCCUUCCAAGUUUCUCAUUUACCUGAGGAAGAAAAUGGGUAAAGGAAGCUGUUUAGAAAUUGACAUGAAGAGCCAGAGAAGAGAGACAAAGGGAGUUCUUUUUUGGUGUGAGCUAGGUCAAAUAGGAAGAAUAUAAUAAGGAAACUACCAAAAAAGCACAGGAAAAGAAAGUGCUAGUGUAUUGGGUUUGUUUUUUGUUUUUUUUAAUUGUGUCCCUAUUUUAUGAGGUGAGUAGUAUAGUCAGAAGCAUAUAAACUAAUGGUUGAAAUACAUAUAUUGAUUUCUUUAUAAAAAAAACCAGGAACCUUACUGGUAGUAAUAUUUCCCCUUCCUGGUUUUCAGACACCCACAGAAAUACUGGCUGACGAGGCACUAUUUUAUGAAUACAUAUCAUCCCUCUCCCCAGUGAAAAAAUGACUCGAUUGGAGAAAGCUUCACAAGAGUAGGGCAAGUGCUCACACUCCAGAGAGCCGCACACUGCUUCACCAGCACACAACUAGCACUCUGCUUGCACCUCGUUCUCCCAAGAACUUCCUAGCCACUAAUUUGCCUCUCUGCUUUCCUUUACCAAGAAUAAGGCUUUCCAGAGCCUGUGAGAAGAUAAUUGCUCCACUUGCUAGGCUCUGUCAUCAGGGUUAUUUAAGGUUGCAAACAUGUGCACCACCUUUUACACUACAACUGUGAAAAGUCUUUUCCCUCUCCCCAUUAUUUCUCUACUCUGUUUGUAUCAGUGAUCAGUUUAGCAGAGACUCUGUUGCAAGCCAACAGUAUUCUCUCUCCUUCCUUCGCUUCUCCACAUUUAGGAACUGAGCAGGGAAGAACCUGUCCAAGCAGCACUUCAGCUUCCCAUUUUCUUUCACCCUACCACUCACAUCACAUCCCAGCUGGUGGUCUUCUUCAUGGACGGUUCACUCUUGAGACUUGAAAUGAGUUUUCAGCUCAGCACUCUGGGGGCGCAGGGCUCACAGGGCCUGGAAAUGUGGCAGGUGUUACUAGUACCAAUUUCACUUUUUGUUGUCACGAUUUACUGUAUUUUUUUUUUCUGUUUCUGUUACAGUUUUGCUAAU
Castor canadensis (American beaver) is the source of this 8923-nucleotide messenger RNA. It is a transcript of the gene Chd6, whose product is annotated as chromodomain helicase DNA binding protein 6. Gene Ontology annotation, molecular function: ATP binding; protein binding. Lineage: Eukaryota; Metazoa; Chordata; Mammalia; Rodentia; Castoridae. The record is from RefSeq and is a predicted model, not a curated record.